AUGGGUUUCCUGACUUUCUUACAAAGACGGUCAAAUGACAAGACGUCGUUUUCUAACUCGUCAUCUACCAUAGAUCUCCAGCGCAGCAAUACUCCAACGACUGCAGCAAAUCUGGGCAGCCAAAGCGACGCCGACUUGCUGAGUCACCAGCAUGCUCAUCGCCAGCAACAUGGCUCCCAAGUACAAUACGAAAGUUCCAAUGCGACACCGACUUGGGCAACGAGUUUGAGCCACAGCAAUGCGGCAUCGCAGCAACGACGGCAGAGCGAACCGAGAAUAAGUGCCUACCCCAACAAGGAGUCGCUUUUUUCACUCGGCUCCGGCAGGCGACAAUCAGCAAUCACAUACUCGGAUCUGGGACUGCGGCGAGGUAGCCUCCCGCUCGAAAGCUGCGCUGCCGCCGCGAGCCGAUACGUGGACCUUUUAGAUGCACAGGGGCAGCUGGGGUCAUCCGAUUUCAAGGCGAGGCUGCAGGCGUCUGGCUCGCGUGAUUACGGCGAGGACGUUGCCGAGCGAAACAUUGGACAAAACGGUCUGCUCUUGGGAAGCCCGGCCGUGCAGCAAUUCUAUGCCGCGCAGUCGUCGCAGACCUCACCGAGGCGCCCAACGACGUCUAGGUACCGUAGGUACGCCCAGAAGCAAGUCAUUCUGGAGCAACCCGAGAUGGAGGCCGCCUUCCGACCCAGCUCGCGCGCUUCCAGCGUGUAUACCGCUCGAUCGCUGCCCAUUGCACGCACGCGGGUAACGCCCAUCUAUGACAGCCCCAUCUACACCGAGCCGCGGCGCGCGAGCCUCGCCUCACACUACACCGCCUCGUCAAUGGGGCUUCCCAAGCUGCAAGAGGGAAGUAUACGGGAAGAGAUGGAUUCGGGGGAGAGCGACGAUGCUGCGCCGUCAAUCCCGCGCUUUCGUCGGAGCGAGUCAGCAGCUGACUCGAAUGCUGCGCAGCAGCACCGCCCGGCAUCGGCUCUGGGCUGGGUCAGCCGGGCCCGACAAUCAGUUGAAAUGUUGAGCGCAUAUGACAUGGGCGAGCCCAUAUGGAAGGAGUCGGUGGAUCACAUGUUUCAAGACGACGGAGCCAGCCGGCGACCUGCUACACGUAAUCAAAAAAGCGGCCCUGCGACUCAGCAGCAGAAUUUGUCCGUCGAAAACAUGAUUCGCUGGCGACGGACGUUUGGUGAAGUAGACGACGAGGUGGACCCGAAAUCUGUCGCCGCGACAGAGCGGGCGACUGAGAGCCGCACAUCGCAAAGGCAGUGGUCGAUUGCGUCGACGGAGCCCACAGAACGCUCGGAUGCGUCGAGCGUGUAUUGCCCUCGACCGGCGAGCCGCGCCACAGCCAACACGUCUGUGGACCUCCGCUCUCUGAUGGAGCUUGACGACAGCGGCUGCGGCUGCAAGGCGGCGAGCCACGACGCAGUCGUCGUCGUUGACGAUGACGUCGACGCCUGCUCCAUGACCACGGACGGGUCCAACAUUGACGCGUUUAUCGAGAAGCGCAAGCAGCGCACCACGCCAGAGGACCAGGCGCUGCUCUUUAAAGAGGGGGGCUUCUUCAACACUGGCGGCGCCCUCCCCGGUCUCUUUGACCCAUCUUCUUCGUCCUCGUCCGACGGUGUGACUCCCCUCGCCGAGACGCCCGCUGCUGGGCAGCAGGUCAUGGCCGUCGCCGCGUCGUCAGACAGCAAGCGCGACAGUAGCCUGACCCUGCGUGCGGACGCGCCAACGACGACACACAACACUGCCAGGUCCGUGUCGUCGCCAAUCGUCUGCGGCGGCUCCGAGACGACCGAGUCUGCGCCCGAGGACUGCCGCUGCUCGUCGGUAACGACGCCCGAGCCGGUUGGCGGGCUGACUGUCCCGCAGAUUUACCUGAAUCAGCGGCAGCGGCUGCUGGCGCUGGGGUUCGACUACGACACGGACGAGGAAGGUGACGAGCUCGGCGACCUAGGCGGCGGCGGUGGCAACGACGACGACGACGAUGCCAAGUCGCUCAAGCAGCGCCAUGGACCUGCGCUGAACAUGCCGCGGCUUAGCAUCAUUGUCGAGGCGCCGCCCAAGGACGUGUUUGACAGCUAUAGCAGCUACAGCAGCAGCAGCAGCAGUGGAGAUGACUCUACGGCGGCGACGCUCCGUCGUCGCAAGGAGGCCAAGCGUCUGUCGCGCUGCGGCGGCGCUCGCGUCAUGCGCGUGCACAGGUCGUUGCGGGAUGAGUUUGACGGCAACGUGGCCGACGUGGAGUAA
This is a messenger RNA of Beauveria bassiana ARSEF 2860, 2244 nucleotides long. RefSeq lists its product as uncharacterized. NCBI's taxonomy places the organism in Eukaryota, Fungi, Ascomycota, Sordariomycetes, Hypocreales, Cordycipitaceae. Bases 1 to 2244 code for a protein of 747 amino acids. The record is from RefSeq and is a predicted model, not a curated record. The transcript has 3 exons.